Molecule: messenger RNA, 1221 nt
Organism: Amyelois transitella
Lineage: Eukaryota; Metazoa; Arthropoda; Insecta; Lepidoptera; Pyralidae
Gene: Dci
Product: enoyl-CoA delta isomerase 3, peroxisomal
Exons: 5
Coding region: 470-1219 (249 amino acids)
Source: RefSeq, a predicted model, not a curated record
AUUAACUUGUCUUCUCUUUUACUAACAAUACCUACUUGUUGUGUUUGUACAUUUGUUAACCUUCUCCUUUCAGAUUGUAUACCGUCCAAUUUUGUAACUUCGUGUAUCUUCAAACCAUGACAUUGGCAGAAUCACCGAAAGUCCGGUGGAAGCCAUAAUAUAGAAAAGAAAGAAAGAAAGAAAGUACAAGGGCACUGCUUAUUUCUAGAGGAAUUUCUUCCAGCAGGCCCACGACAGGUAGUUUUCAGGUAGAAAAAUAUGUCCACCCGUGCGAAGCCGGGGCGGGCCGCUAGUAUCAAAUAAACAAACAUACAUGUACUACAAUAUAAAUGACUAGUGGAUGCGUCCCGACGACAACGACAGGACUUGCUAUUAUAGUAUUCUGAUUAAACAAGGACCUCCCACAUCAAUUUUGUUAUUCAUAUCAAAGGCACAACUAAAUUAAAUAAGCGAGAACAUUAUCUACAAAAUGAGCUCGAACAAAAGUAUCAUUGAAUACAGAAAAGGUUCUAUUUUAAUAGUGCAAUACAACAACCCGAAGAGAAAAAAUGCCUUUAAUUUAAUUAUGUAUGAUAGAGUUUCCGAAAUCUUGAGAAGUGCAGCCGAGGAUAGCAGUAUAUCUGCUGUAGUGCUUACAGGAACAGGUGAUUUUUACAGUAGUGGCAAUGAUCUGGCCAACGUGAACGCAAAUAUGAUGGAUUUGAUGAAUGCUCUGAGAAAAUUUAUAAGGGCAUUCAUACUUUUCCCAAAAACUCUUAUUGCUAUAGUCAAUGGCCCUGCAAUUGGUAUAGCUGCCACCACACUUGCUUUAUGUGAUCUAGUAUUUGCUUCUGUAAAUUCAUAUUUUUACACACCAUUUGUUAAACUGGGUGUUGUUCCCGAGGGUUGCUCUUCACUUACAUUCCCUAGAAUAAUGGGUGAUAGAAAGGCACUGGAAAUGUUACUGUUUAAUCACAAAAUGUAUGCAGAAGAAGCAUUGGCAUGCGGUUUUGUUAAUUUCAUUUACAGUCCUGAAGAAGUUCAAGAAAAAGUUUGGAAUGCAAUUAUUAAAGUAUCAGAGUUAUCAUCAGAAACUGUUUCAAAUGCGAAGAAACUGUUGAGAAAUAAUAUCCAAGAACAAUUACUGGAGACUAAUGACAUAGAGUUAGAAGAAAUUAUUAGAAUAAGAAGUGGAGGGAGAGUCACUGUUAAAUUUGAUUCCAUUAAAAGCAGGUUAUAGUA